AUGCAUCAUCCUAGUUUAGGCUGUGUUCCCCCAAGUUUUGCCAUCAGCACAGGGUCACCUGACCAUUUGGGACAAGACUACAAUGGAACAGACCACAAUGCAGACAUGUUUCCUCCAGCAACUGAGUAUGACAUUCCAACUCCCAGCCAUCAAGAACUCAGUGAUGUUGAUGGCAAUGGCAAUGACUCUGACUCAUUGGGCUGGGAACACAAGAGUCUAGGGCCAGUGUUCAUUGGUCUUCUUGCAGAUUUUCUCUUUAGGCAGGCUGAAAUGCCCACCAAAAAAAUCAACACACUGCUUGAAAUCUGGGCCAUGUCAUUACUUGCCUUAUGUGGGGAACUGCUAUUCACUAACCAGAAAGACCUUUAUCACAUCAUUGACAGCACAUCUGUCAGUGAGGUCAAGUGGGAGAAUUUUGUGGUGUGCAAUACAGUUCCUUGGAUGCUCAACAGUUACAAUGAGGAUUUCAUGUCAGGAGCCUGGGCAUGGAACAAGGCAGACAGAAUCAUUAGUGAGGAUCCAAUGACAGCUGGGGCAACACUAAUUCCCAUCAAUCUUGGUAGUGACAAGACAAUGGUAUUGGUAGCAACUGGCCAGACCAAUUAUUACCCCUUGUAUCUCUCCAUUGGAAAUGUUUGCAACACCAUUCAUCAUGCUCACUGUAGUGCAGUAGUCCUCAUUGGGUUCCUGGCAAUGCCAAAGAAAAUAAUAUUAUGUGGCAACAAAUACUAUUGGCACAUCAUAUAUGCACUAGCAGCUUAUAUAGCUGACUACAAAGGACAAGUUCUGUUGUCUUGUAUCAUAUGGAAUUGGUGCCUGAAGUGCCUUGCACACCAGGAGAGUCUGGAUGAUGAUGUGCUCCAUUGUCAUUGUGAGCAUGGCAAUGCCAUGAUUGAAGAAUUUGACUUCUGUGAACUGUGGGACAUACAGCCAUUUACAAAUGAUUUCCUGUGUGCAGACAUCUAUGGCAUGCUUUCACCAGACAUCCUCCACCAGCUUAACAAAGGUGGGUUCAAGGACCACCUGGUGGAUUGGGUCAAGCACUACCUAAUCCACAUUCUUGGAAAGACACAGGCAGAAAAAGUCUUGGACAAGAUUGACCAGCAUGAUGAUUCCAAGGGCCUUAUGAAGGUUUACAUUGCAGCAAUUGAAGGUUAUGUUCCACAAUCUGUUGUCUUCACUUUUCAAGCCUUUCUGGAAUUUUGUUACCUCAUUCAUCAGAACAUUAUCACUCAACAGAUGCUUGUUGAAAUUGACAAGGCACUCAGGUGCUUCCACCUUUAUUGUGAAGUCUUCCAGAAUGCUGGGGUAGUUGAUACCUUCUCACUGCCCCAGCAACAUGCUAUGAAGCAUUACUACCACCUUAUCUGUCAGUUCAGUGCACCUAAUGGCCUCUGCUCUUCAAUUACAGAGUCCAAACAUAUUAAGGCCAUCAAACAGCCUUAUCAGUGCACUAACUGCUUUCAAGCUCUCAGACAGAUGCUUUUGCUCAAGCAGAGGCUCAACAAGCUCAUCACCAUGCACACUGACUUUAAAGAACAUGGUAUGUUAAAUGAACUGUUUCUAUCACAUGUGCUUGGGGCUCUAGAACAAGCAGGGAGUUAUGAGGAGGAACUGGGUGAUGCCAUUGAUGCUCCCAGGUUGGUUGAGGCCCAUGUAUCAUUGGCUCAUACUCAUCAUAGGUCUCAACCUUCCACUCUGACUGUAGGCACCCUAGCAGCUGAGCUCUGUCUGCCACAGCCUCCAAACAUUCUGUGCUGCUUCUACUCACAGCUCUUUCCCACUGAUGAUCUGGAUGACAUCCCCCUCAAUGAGUGCCCACCAUAUGAUGGUAGCAUGCAUGUCUACAACUCUGUGUGUUCCACUUUUUUUGCACCAAGCAAUCUAUGUGGCCUCUAUGGCAUGUGCCAUGAGUACAUUCAUUCCUGCCCCAUGUGGAGGAAUGAAGGGCCCUGUUUCAACUGCAUCUUUGUUGUAACUGAUCCAGAGGCAGAGGGUAUGCAUGGACUGGACAUUGCCUGUUAUCUAGGCACUUUUUAUCUGUGCACUGUUGUACAUUGGUCCAACUGCAUGGGGGAUGACCCAGACAUAGCUACAGGGAUGUGGAUUGUCCACCCAAGUUACAAUGCACACAAUGUCCCACACAUCACCAUCAUUCACAUCGACACAAUAUAUUGUGCAGCCCAUCUCAUCCCCAUUUAUGCUGCCCACAACAUCAACACCAGAGACAUCAAGCCUCAUGACUUCUAUGAUAUGUUCAAUUCCUUCUAUGUGAACAAAUUUGCUGACCAUCAUGCAUUUGAAAUUGCAUUCUAG
Molecule: messenger RNA, 2316 nt
Organism: Pisolithus orientalis
Lineage: Eukaryota; Fungi; Basidiomycota; Agaricomycetes; Boletales; Pisolithaceae
Exons: 12
Coding region: 1-2316 (771 amino acids)
Source: RefSeq, a predicted model, not a curated record